Molecule: messenger RNA, 2102 nt
Organism: Neogale vison (American mink)
Lineage: Eukaryota; Metazoa; Chordata; Mammalia; Carnivora; Mustelidae
Gene: UBE2G2
Product: ubiquitin conjugating enzyme E2 G2
Exons: 7
Coding region: 239-652 (137 amino acids)
Cellular component (GO): cytosol; endoplasmic reticulum
Source: RefSeq, a predicted model, not a curated record
GCGCUGAGGAGGCGAGGCCGGACGGCGCAGCUGUUGCCGGGACGAUGGCGGGGACGGCGCUCAAGAGGCUGAUGGCCGAGUACAAACGAAAUGUGAAAGCUCUGCAGGAGUGUGUGUUUUGGAAACAAAGCGGAGAAAGGAGAGCGCCAGGACCCUUCCCGUCGGGGAGCUUGGGCCGCGCAGUUCCCCGCUCACCAAACUAACGCUGAAUCCUCCAGAAGGAAUUGUGGCAGGCCCCAUGAAUGAAGAGAACUUUUUCGAGUGGGAGGCACUGAUCAUGGGCCCAGAAGACACCUGCUUUGAGUUCGGGGUCUUUCCUGCCAUCCUGAGCUUCCCACUGGAUUACCCGUUAAGUCCCCCAAAGAUGAGAUUUACCUGCGAGAUGUUUCAUCCCAACAUCUACCCUGACGGCAGAGUCUGCAUUUCCAUCCUGCACGCCCCGGGCGACGACCCCAUGGGCUACGAGAGCAGCGCUGAGCGCUGGAGCCCCGUGCAGAGCGUGGAGAAGAUCCUGCUGUCGGUGGUGAGCAUGCUGGCAGAGCCCAACGACGAGAGUGGGGCCAACGUGGACGCUUCUAAGAUGUGGCGGGACGACCGGGAGCAGUUCUGCCGGGUGGCCAGGCAGCUGGCGCAGAAGUCCCUGGGGCUCUGAGGCCCGUCCUCGCGCCCGCGCACACACGGCGCCCGGCCGCGGCCCGGCUGUCUCUGCUGCACGCACAGUGACAGUGACACUCCGUGCUGGUACCAAAAAAGGCGAGCUUGCAGAACCGCAGCAUGUCCUGUUUCCCUACCUUUCCCGCUCCGGACAGGCUUCUUUGCUGACAUUAUGCUGUAUGUGGGACGAUGACAGCCGGACGCAGUGUCCCGUGUUGCCGGCCUGGCGCUCUGCGGAGGUGGUGACAGCCGUCCCCACCCCUCUCCCGGCCGGGGUGCACACACGCAGGCUGUGGCUUCCCGUCUGUCGCAUCGGUGGGGGCGAUGAACCAGUAAUGGUCCUUCGAGGAAACGGGGCCUCGCAGCCCGAGCGGCGGCCGGCAGGAGGGCUCUGUGGGCCCGGCCGGGGACGCCACUUGGUUGCAGUGCUUCAUAGUCCUUCCUGCCUGUUUCCUUAUAAUCUCGUUACAUCAUUUUUGUUUGUCGUGUGUUACAAACUAUCACACUUAGAGAUACUUUCAGGAAAUAAAUACUUUUUAAAAACACGGAUUGAUGAGAAAUGGGGUGCGUCAAAGAGGUUUACUGCUGGUUGUGAGGACGGACGCUGUCUUCCCGGUCGUGCUUCGAUCUGUGUCCUCGCUGACUUGCGCGUCCUUAGGGCAGGAACACGCGGCCCCGUGUAGACACCGGAGCUCUGAGCUUCGGCAUGUGCGGCCGCAGCGGGAGCCUAACACGGAGACGGACUUGUCCUUUGCAGCGUGGCGUGGGAAGGGAACGCUCACCCUCGUGAGUGCUGGGCGCAGAGGCAUGCCUUAUCCCUGACCUUGGGCGCCGCCCGUUGGGCAGCAUGGUGUGCGGGGGGUGGGGUGGGGGGGGUGUCCCUCUCCCCAGGCCCCAGCGUGGGGGCAGGGCACUUAGCUGUGGUCUGUGAUCUCGCUGCAGCCCUGGAGCCCGCCAGCCUGGGUGGCCCAGCAGCGCCGUGCCAGGGCUCCGUGAACAAGCAGCAACAGAUGUGUCGCAGAAUCGGAUGCCUGGCCGGUUUCAGACACGUUAAAUUUAAGUAGGAAUCUCUAUUUUUGAAAUAAGGAACCGUCUUUAAGACAAACAGUAGGUCACACUUUCCGUUAUCCUAAGGAAACCCGGUUUUUUCUCUCUCGGGGGAACCGUCGUCACAUUGACGUUCAGUACAAGCACUUGUACCUGGAAGGGCACCAGAAAGGAGAGGUGCUGUCCCCAAGUGGGACUUGUAGGCCCCUCCCGCAGAGGGGAGGAGGGCUUUGUGCCGGCAGGACUCCGAGGAGUCUAGAGAAGGAAGAAGGGUGGGCUCUUUGCAAACGAAGUAUUUUUACUCACUUGUAUUUAUUAAGUGGAAACAAAGAGUCUCAUGUCCUUGCUCUGUGAUGCCGUUUAAUUACUAUGUUACAAAUAAAGUUCUCUAUUUUCCCCCA